CGGUCAGAGAUUAUUUGAAUCAUAACUAGCAAUGUAUAUUCAAUACUGACGCACUUUAUCAAAAGUGCUAAGUACCAUAGUUUAUUUUGCUCGCACUUCCGUCAAUGGCGACUUCACCAGUAUUACAACAUCUCAUCACCUCCCGGAUAUUUCUCUUGAAGUCAAGAGAACUGCUUCCAUCUCAACGAAGAGAAAAUUCGGCUCUUGUGUGUAUUCGAAUCCCUCCACUAUCGCACAUGCCACCACCCCUCGCAUACUUUGCCAAGUACUUCUGUUUAUUCCUGCCCCCACUAAAGUAUUGAACUCUUGAGCAAGAAGACAUCUUAGCAAAGUAAUAUAUAGAUACAUACAUUUUCGAAAAAAUAUUGAAAAGACGAAAUCAAACAAUGGGCAGGAAAAGCAAGGAUGUGGGUCGAUCAGGCAAUCAAGACGAUCGAGAGCAGGACGGUUUCUUCGGAAGGUUGUUUUCUCCAGGGACGGUCGAUACAUCCGUUUCCGAAAACAGUGUCGAGGAAUUCGAUAGUGAUUUUGAUGAAAGCAUCGACUCGGGAACCUAUUAUACUGACAUUGAUGACUCUCAAUCCGAAGAAAGUGAUGAAUUCACAGAAGAAUCGAGUCAUGGCGCUUCCUUAGUGAGAUUUGAUAAGGAAUUGAGAGCCAAGCAUCGCGCUGCUUGCAAAAGUAUGACGGUAGGUACUGCAUCAUUUUUAUAUGUUAUAUUCUGCAAACUUCUCUUUUCACUCCCGUUAUCAAAGAUCAAAUGUUAUCUUCAAAACUAACAAAAUUUUUCCCUGAAUAAUUUACACGCAAGAUUGGAAAAUACGGAAGAGCGAUUAAAAUGUUUGAAAGUAUCCUAUCGGCUUUACUAAAUAGAUAUGGUGAAGAACACCAUCGUGUCGGAUCAGCUCUUCACAAUGUAGCCGUUGCCAAUUUACGCGCUGGACUCCUUAAUGAUGCAAGAGAUGCGAUCGAGGAGGCUGUGCGAAUCAGGAAACUCACACUCGGAGAAGAUGAUCCAAAAGUAGCAGACUCACUUGUGGAGUAUGGCAUCAUUUUGCUGUCAAUGAAAAAAUAUAAGAAAAGCAUCAAUGUUUUCGAGGAUGCCCUUGAGUUGAGAGAAAUAGAGUGCUGUGAGGCCGAAGACGGGGAGUCGAAACGGGAAGCAAAAUUGAAAAAGGCAAAGAUUCAUCAUAACAUCGGUUGUGUCAACUUUGAAAUCAAAAACUACGACGAAGCCAGGAAGAAAUAUAUGCAGGCAAUUAAAGAGCAGAAAGAAAUUUUUGGUUCCAUGUGGCUUUCGGCAUUUAGACUGGUGUCUAACACUUCGAAACCAGGACACCUUACAAUGGCGUCCACAAUGUGUAACAAAGGGUACAUUGAUUUGGAACAGGAGAAGUAUAGGGAUGCCAUCGAAACGUUUACUGAAUCCUUGAAGAUACAAAAGGUAUUGCUUGAAGCUGAUAACAAACUUAUUUUGAGCACAAUGACCAACAUUGCCUUUUGCCAUUGCAAGCUAGAAGAAACAGAGAGAGCGCGGGCUGUAUACAAAGACCUUGUCAAGCUUCAAUCUGAAUCGUAUACGGAACAAUCACAACGAGGUUGGUCGCAAUCGCUAAAAAAACUGAUCUACUGCCAAGUUGUUUCAUUCCAAUUUGAGGACGCCUUCGACAAUCUUCGGCGUCUUGAAGAGUAUUUGACUACCAAAGCCCGUGAUAAGCACAAGAAUGCAGCAUCCGAGUUGCGAAAAACUCACCAACUUAUGGGGGAAGUCAACUAUCAAAUAUUCAAAUUUCCUACUCUCUCUGAUUAUACCAGUCGGCUUACAUGCACAAACACAUGCGGUUGCGCAGAUGACCGUGCGAAUGUUGAUGUCUCGAAUUGGUUUCCCAAGAAACCAGUUAAUGGAAGCAAGAUGUCAGGACAUCGCAUGACGUAUGCAUAGAGUUAGGGUGCCAACGUAAGGCACUUCCACAAUGGAAUUCGAUGAAACAGAGAAGAGAUGCGAACGGCAGUAACAACCGCUGCAUUGAGAAUUAUUUGCUGCAUCUUGACCAGCAAACAUCCCAACGCUUCUCCCUCUCUUAUUCUUUUAUAAUAUAUGUCAAAAAUGUGA
Pseudo-nitzschia multistriata is the source of this 2113-nucleotide messenger RNA. The record is from the annotation of a GenBank genome assembly. Lineage: Eukaryota; Bacillariophyta; Bacillariophyceae; Bacillariales; Bacillariaceae.